GUCGAUGAACAGGAGGAGAGGAUCUCAUACGUCUUGUUAAGGCAACCAAUAUUACCAAGAACAAGAAGUAGUCAUCCUUAGGACAGCAUCAUGAUCAUCCUUAGCCUACAAGGGGAAAAGUAUCCGCGAGAGAACCUACCAGCUCCAGGAUACGAUGACCACGCGGUAGUAAGUUCUAAGUUCUAAUCUUAGAAAAGAUCCGUUUAGACGGUUUUGAAGCUAAGACUGUUACGGCUUUGAAUUCAGGACAGCGGAAGCGAUUGAGCAUCGCAGAAGAACUGUUGAACCAACCAGGGAUUUUGAUACUCGAUGAGCCAACGUUUGGUUUGGAUCCUAAGGGGGCACAGGAAAUCAUCAGCAUUUUGUGCGGAGGCUUGGGGAGUACGAUGGCG
Molecule: messenger RNA, 392 nt
Organism: Amoebophrya sp. A25
Lineage: Eukaryota; Dinophyceae; Syndiniales; Amoebophryaceae
Source: the annotation of a GenBank genome assembly